GUACCGGAAGUGCUGAUUUGUUUUUAAUGAGGGUAUAUUGUUAACGUGUUUGAUAUUUAGUACCGUUGCAUUUUUUAUUAAGCAUAAUGAAUUCUGUUUUAGUUGAUGCUCUUUUACUGCAGUGCCGCGACCCAUGCGCUCUGCUCGAGAUUUUAAGCUGGGAUUCAAAAUGUGACAGUAUACCAGAAAGAGAGACCGUGGACGCUUUGCAUCUUGCUAUCAAAAAAGUAAGGAGCCUGCAGCAGCAGCAGGAGUUCGAAGUAGGGGACAAAGUGGGUGAUAACCUCACAGUAAAGGAUAGACCUUUUCGUAAGAAGCUGGAGGAUAUCGUUUGCAGUCGAUGUUUGCCGCUGUUGAGUAAACUUUGUUAUACGGAGGAGCAGAACAGUGGUGCUCUUAGUAGAAAUGCCGGUCUGAUGCGCGCUCUCUGUGACUUAAUCAGCUGCUGCGCCGACCUGUGUGGGAAUGAUCUAACUGAAAAACUCGCCACUGUGGCUGUACCUGUGCUCCUGUCAUCCGGCGAUAACGAGAGUCUGGAAGUGACAAGCGGCUGCCACUUUGAUACAGACACAGCUAUUGAGGUGAUAGCCUGUACACUACCAUUCCUGCGUCCCGAGCAGAUUCAUGUGGUGGACAAGGUGAAAAGCGCAGCUGUCGCUUGCAUAAAGACACGCGAGGACGCAGUCGUGUCAAAAGUUGUGGUAAAGCUACUGUUUUCUCUGUUAAAUAACAGUCAUUUGAAGAAGUCAGGCGUAAUCCAUGGGAUCUGGGAGGAUUUAAACGCGUGGCAGGCGGUAGAUAACAGCCCAGCAGCCACAACACGCAUUUUGCUUUGUCUGACUGCACUUUCUGACUACCUGCUUCCCAGUGCAGACACAGAUGGAACAGAAAGCAUUGACCUGCGUGCUUCCGAAGGGUUCUGGGAGGUGGUGCAGAAAGGGUUAACGCAUAGGGAUAACGUGUCGCGAAAAAGGGCUUUGUAUUUGCUGAAGAGAUCUGUAGCGGUUUCAGAGGAGAUGAAAAGUGCCUUCCAGAGUUGCCAAGAAACUGAUAAUGCUGUCAGCCUGUUCUGGUGGUCCCCAGAGAGGAAUCGUCCGAUUGUGGACUUUUGGGAAGAUUACAUGCUGAUAAUGGAGACCUUGGAUGAAACCCAAAUUCAUAUUGUGAUGCCUGUUUUGCACAAGAUAAACAAACUAAUUGAGGCAACUAUUUCAGAAAGCCAAGAUUGCCCAAUCUUCCAUAUCUCCUGGCUCAUCUGUAUGUACAGAAGGAUGUUUGAUAGUGAAAACAAAGCAGUGAUGAAGGAAGGCGUCUUGCAUCUUUUGGAUCUUCACGUGAUGAAAUAUCCUGUGUUUUCACAAGGGUUUGCUGAGUUCAUUGUCGGCCCAUUCAUGGAUAUUCUUUCUGAAAGCACACUGUUUAACAGGUCUGCUGACCAGGCGAUUGGGAGCUGCCCUGAAAUCGGUGUGAAGCUGCAAACAUUUUUAGUAACAUUUAUCUCCAGUUUGCCAGAAGACGACAAAGGGAAGUUUUUGCUGCAGAUGGUUGAAAACCUGGCCAAUAGGCAUUGGUGUGCUGUGCCUAUUCUUUUCAUCUCUCAAGCAUUGGCACAGGUUACUGGCUGCAGAGCCUUUGGGGUGGAAGGCCUGCACGCUCUUAGAGAAGUUUUGCGUUCCACUAUGAUCACACAUCAAGUCCUGAUGAGGGGAGCAGCCCAGUGUUACCUUCUCCAGACUGCUUUGAACUUGACAGAUGUGCAAAUGGUAACCCUUGAAGAUGUUGCAAACUUCAUACAGCAUUUUAAAACAGACGAGUCUUUAAGUAGAGGAACUCUAAUCUGGACUCAGCUUUGUGAUUGGCUGCGUGUCAAUGACAGUGUUUUCAAACCUGUGCAAGGUGUAUCUGUCUCUCAGCCAGGCAGGCCUGCAGUGAGUGUGUAUGUACAGCACCUUGUGGAGGCGUACAUGAAGGUUCCUGCGGGAGAAGGAAACAGCUGCUUUAUGCCAGAUUGGUUUGAAGCUGAGCUUGUUGCUAAAAUGGUUCUUUUGGCUUCUGAUGUGGAGGAGAAACAGAGGCUGGAGAGUGAAACACAUAAACCGAAGCAGAAAGGACUGGAGCAUCUUUUACACCCUCUUCUUGACGCUCUGCGGAGACUCGGCACUAAUGUCUACCUGCCUGUCCUGAAGACUGACAAGAGCCUGCAGCUUCUCUUCAAACUGCUACACAUCUCGCACACUAGCAGCAGCCCCAAGCGCCAUGAUACUGUCUUAACUAUUUUGCAAGAUUCCAUACUUUCCACCACUGAUGAGGUUCUGGAAUAUAUUCUUCGGAGGCUCACCAGUGAGUUGUGUUUGCUUUCAGACCUGGACCGCUGCUGUUUGUAUAUGUCCGUCUUGCGCGAGCUGGUGAAGCUGUACUCUGUGGUGGGCUGGAGAAGGGGAUCCCGCCUCUGGAGUUUCAUUAAAUCAUUAACAAAGAACUCUCUUCUGAACCUCCAAGCAAACAGCACUGAGCAGGACCCACAGCUAGUGACACAAGUUCAGAAAGUCGUCAGCAUGUCCUCUUUGGCCUGGGUGUGUGAGGUUGCCAGUCACAACACAGAGCUACAGAUAGACUCGACUGAUGCUGUCAAAGCAAUAAUAAACUACAUCUCAUCUGCAAAGCUAAACCAAACAUUAAUGAAGCCUGCAGCCUGUGUGGAGAGUCAGUGUCCAGAAGAUGGCGCCACAUUACAAGGCUGGGGCAGAGUGGCAGCGCAGCAUGUGCACGAUCAGUGGGCCUGUUUGCAUUUUGUAUUGAACAAAUGUGCCAAACUCCUGCCUUCGUUGUCAGGCAGCCAAGCGGACGGAGAUCUGAAGAAUUCCAUGCCUGCUAUUUCCUGCCCCUCUAUGACUCUGCAGUGUGCAGUGGAAGCCCUGACUAUCUUGCCCUCUGACCAGGUCCUUCCUGUGUUGUCUUGCAUGAAGAUACUUGUUCCAAAGAUUUGGAGCUCAGACGCAUCACUGUGUGUUGAAUCUAUGAACCUGGCUUGGAAAGUUGUCAAAGACCUUAACAACAAUCCACAGGACUUUUGGACAACCCUUGAAGCUUUCAUCCAAUUUGUCUUUGAUGCCAACCUCCUUCGUAUCACUACCGAAGAUUCAUGCCUUAUUACUACAAAAGUGAAAGAGAUAGCUUCUAAAUUAAUCGACAUGUCUCACACAAAGACAGGAGUCUUUAACACACUGAUGAAACACUGCUGUCAGACGUGGAUGCCCUCUGUUUGUGACGGAGAUGGUCCUGUUGAUGAUCCAUUCACAAGUGCUCUAAAUCAUAUGGAGCUUUUCACUGAGGCUUGUGUUUAUGGACCUGUUUUCAGGAGAGACCAACGGUUAAUUCAAGAUGUGCAUGCUUUCAUCCAGCAGCUUGGAGAACACUGUGCUGCAAAUUUAGCUAUAACAAGUGAUAACCGAGAUGACCAAUAUCCACGGGUCUGUGCCAUUAACUUCUUGUGCCACUUGGAUCCAUUAAACCAGCUGCAUAAAACAUUCAUGGAACAGCUUGCUCUCAGACUGCUUAAAAAGGAUGAAGAGGUGGGUAAAUCUAAAGUGCGAUACUACACAAAUUCUCUUCAACACAGAGUCAAGAACAGACUGUGGCAAACGCUCCUUGUUCUUCUUCCAAAACUUGAAAAGACGUUUGUUAUGGGAAUCCUUGACAAGGUGUACCAGGCUGGGUUCUGUAACAACCAGGCAUCUGUGAAGUACCUGAUCGAGUGGUUUCUCAUGCUGACUCUCUGCUACUACCCCGAGCAGCUUCACACUUUCUGGGACUGCUUCCGUUACGAUCAAGACAAGUCUAAAACCAGCAUCUGCACAUUUCUUUCUGUUUUAACACACUUUGAUAUCCUGCUUGAUAAUGUCAUUGACAAGAGGACACACCUGAAGAAGGCUCUGGAUGUCAUUCUGCUCUGGUGUUUCAAUCACAAUUUUGCGGUUCGGCUGUACGCCUUGUUGGCUCUGAAAAAGGUCUGGAAUGUGUGCAGAACAACUUGCUCUGAAGAUGUGGAGUUUAAAGUUUUGGCACCAGUUAUAGAGGCGUGUCUGCAACAAGUGGAACACAUGCAGGGUUCAGGAAAUGCUAUGAAGAAUUGGCAGAGAAUUCAAGAACAUUUCUUUUUUGGGACAUUUCAUCCACUUAAGGACUACAGUAUAGAGACAAUAUUCUACACCUUUCCCAGCCUGUCGGAACUUGCGGGCAAUGAAUGGAUUCCAUUGUGGAAGUUUUCGGAACUAGUGGAAUUUCCCACUGACUCAUCAGUGUCAUUGAAUAAUCCUCGGAAAGAGCUUGGCAACCUGGAAACAGGAGAUUGGGUUCAGCAGGACAAAGGGGAGUGUGAGUAUGAAUCCCAGUGGAUAGACGUGCAGAAGAAGAUAAUCCCCUGGAAGAACAGCAUCCCCGAUCAGGACCUGGAGCUCCUGUACCAGGAACGGGCUGCCAGGCUGGGGAAGUUCAGCAACGCUCUCAUUGUAGUGGCUUCGCUGAUCGACAAACCAACUAACCUGGGAGGUUUAUGUCGAACAUGUGAAAUCUUCGGGGCUUCUGCUUUGGUUGUCAGUGGCCUGCAUUAUGUAAAUGAUAAGCAGUUCCAGUCUCUCAGUGUUUCAUCUGAACGUUGGCUUCCCCUUGUGGAGGUAAAACCACCUCAGCUGAUUAACUAUCUACAGCAGAAGACAGCAGAAGGCUACACUGUCGUAGGUGUGGAACAGACAGCUAACAGCCAGAGUCUCACAGAGUAUAGCUUUCCUGAGAAAACGUUACUGUUGCUUGGUAAUGAGCGUGAAGGGAUCCCGGCGAACCUGCUGCAGCACCUGGCUGUGUGCGUGGAAAUCCCUCAGCACGGCGUCACGCGAUCUCUCAACGUCCAUGUGAGCGGCGCUCUGCUCAUCUGGGAGUACACGCACCAGCAAAUGAACAGGCACAAGAAAACCAUGUGAUCCAAGCACUUCUGUGCCAAAGACCUGUUGGCUUGUAAUUGUUUUUAUACUGUAAUAUUUAAAUAAAGGAUGCAUUUUAUUUUC
Messenger RNA from Polyodon spathula (Mississippi paddlefish), 5060 nucleotides. RefSeq names its product TAR (HIV-1) RNA binding protein 1 (gene tarbp1). The record is from RefSeq and is a predicted model, not a curated record. Lineage: Eukaryota; Metazoa; Chordata; Actinopteri; Acipenseriformes; Polyodontidae. Bases 87 to 4976 code for a protein of 1629 amino acids. Gene Ontology annotation, biological process: tRNA methylation. Gene Ontology annotation, molecular function: RNA binding; tRNA (guanine) methyltransferase activity. The transcript has 30 exons.